CCAUCUUCUUCAAUUGCAAGUCAAACGGGUCGAACGAUGAACAAAGACCAAUCUUUAGCCUUCGAAAUCGGAACCGACGGAUUGUGAUGUGAUUUUCACAAGUGCAUUCCAAAUCUGGAUACUUUCCUUAAAUAUGGGUGACGCUUGAUCGAAAAGAAGAUAUUUUCCGAAUGUUGAUUGAAUGGGGUGUUGGAUAAUAUUUUUCGUGCUAAAUUUUUGAAUUGUGCAGAAGAAUUCAAAAGGAAGGCAUAGCAAAAGUGGAAGAGUCAGAGAAGGGCAAAAAAUUAAAAAUGUCCAGCCGCGUACGCAAGCAGAACGAGCCCAUGAAGGCAUUUGUUCCAGUAAGCUCACUUCUGGUCCGUGGUUCCGGUUCGCUGCACUGUGCGACGGCUUCCGGUGGCGGUGGGGGAGGUUCCGGAAUAGGUUCGAAGUCUCUCUCCGCUACCCUUUCACCACCCAUCAGACACAUCUCACCGGAGCAUGCCGUAUCAGGAAACCGAAGUCCGGGAGCACUUACUUAUAAAGGAAAAUUAUUAACACUAAAUGAAGGCUCGAUGCGCCGCACGGCGUCCCUCGAUGCGUUGUAUUUGCGUCCUGCCCCAGCCUGGAGUCAGGUUACGUCGACCUUAUUACAACUUGAUAAGGCAACCCAGACCGACGAAUCGUUUCUGGAGCGCACACGAGGCAGCACAUGGAUGCCAAGUACUGGCACCGGUACCGGACCAUCGACGGACGCAUCACCAAUUAUCACCCGCACCGAGGUGACGACACCGACUGAUUUAAAAAUGGAGAAAGUGAUACGACAAAGACUGCAACGCACACACCGCGGUGAACAUUCAGUUAGUUCCCAGACACUGAGCCCAAAUCAUGCUAAAGCCAGCCCAGUUUCAAUACCUCCACGUACCUGUCCACCUGUUCACAUGCGCCCUAUGCGUAGUUCGGUAGAGGGCUUGAAUCAGGAAAUAGAGAAACUGGUUCUGUAUACCGGGCAACCGCAUACAUGCCGAUCAGAUCUGGAAAUGUUCUCUCGUGGAACGCCGGAAGGUCACCGCGCACCACUGGCCGAGCUGUUCCACGCCGCCGCCGGGGGAUCGGCUGCACUGAGCAGCGAUACGCGAACUGUCAAUACUCAAACUCCGCUGGGCGAUACGUUGUCCUCGGAUGAUGGCAGUCAGAGUACUUCGCCAGAUGAGGCGGCUGCCGCAACAAGCGCAUCACCCAGAAUUAAUCGAUUUUUAGCCCGAGAACCGCCUGAUGGUUGUGAGAAGGUAAGCCUCAAACUGACUGAAGCCGAUACCAGUACAAACACAACACAUUUCAAGCCUUGUGUCGCUUUCCAACUGAGACCCUCGCUUGGAUCUGCGUUCCAGCCGUUGCAGCCGAUUUUGACGCUGAAAACCACUCCCGAGGACGAUGGCAAUGCCGAAGAACCGGAGGCGAACCCUUCGCACCAGGUCAGCGAAGCGGAUAGUGUAAACUGAGCAGUUUCUUCUACCGGAACUGACUAGGAGCACUGCGCAUAUACGACAGGACUAUAUGAUUGCUUGUUGGAGCACCGCACACUGAAUAUAACGGUAGGUACAACUGAAAUGUCGAUUCAAUAUCAUUUUUUAAGAACAUACAAUUAAAACCGUUAAUCUGUCGAGUGCAAAACAAUUAAAACCAAAAGUCGUGGAAUUAAACUGUUUAAUCAAUUUCUUGUAUAAUAACGUAGUUGCUUCGUAAGUUAGGAUGAAAACCAGGAUUGUGCUUUUAACAAUCGUUUCGUUCAUUCGUGCUUACUGAUAGGUUUGCAAUUGCAUAGUAACUUUUCUAUUGAAGAGACGAACUGUUCAAUUUUUUUUAAUUUCCCUAUUGUUUUUUCUAUGAACCAGUUGGCAUUUUUAGAAUGUCUAUGUGUGCGUGUGAGUGUGUAAAUAGAAUCUAUAGUACAGCAAAACCUAUGGCACAGAGACAUAAUACAAAUUCCUUUCCAGUUUUGAAGCAGCAAGAUCUAGGUGAUUAUAUUUCAGAGACAGAAAACAAUAAGGCAGGCAGACAUCAAUCAGGAACUGAAAUGACUACACACUAUUUGUAUUAUGCAUGACACAACUAGACGAAAGCAUAGCAAUGAGAGACUUUAUACAAAACUACAUUUUGGUACCGCUUAGAUGUCUUCAUAGUAAAUGUCAACAGGGCUAAGUUUUACGGCUUUCCAAGUUAAUCCACAACAUAUUUCCAUCGAUUCUAGAUUUUGUUUCGCUGGAUUAUUUUAACAUGUCAUUUUUAACGUUUUCAAAGGUUGUUGAGUUCAUCAUACAAUUUUUUUCGUUCGUGUGUUACAUAUGCGCAUCUAAUCUUGUAUGUUUCCUUGCAACAAAAACAAUAAAUGCCAUUUACCACCAAUAAUCGAUUUUGAAAUCAUAUUCUGUUUUCUCAACAAUUGGAACCAUAACAUACUUGUACGGAGCAAAAACAAUAGAAUCAAAACAACCAAUGCUAUAUUUUGCUAUACUGAAUUUCUACACACGUAUGCAACAGUCAAUAAAAAUUAGUAUUUAACGAGGAAGAAAACAGUAGAGAUCACUCAACAAAUCAACUAUUAAAACUAUAUAUUAUUCCACAGUCUAGGAAGUGUGAACGCUUCGUAAGUGAAGAAUGGAGGCUUUCAUAUUUUUGAAAAGAAUGAACGAGAAAGGAAAUCUGAGUAUUUUCUAUUUGAUUGAGUGUUGUUGCGGUCAAUGUCGGUACCAAAUAAGAAAGUGCAUAAUGCGUUAGUUUGAUUAGUUAUGCAACAACAGUAGUGAGAACAACAGUUGGUGGUUUCGAUAAGUAUGUAAUUCAAGUCUUUGAAGGACCAAAUAAUAGGGGCAAACAAUGGAUUGGCAUUUUCGUGUGUGCUGCUUUCGCGUUAAUUAGAUGUACGUUUUGAUUAUUUUUUUUUUUUUGCCUGGUGUUACAUUCCCAACGUGGUUAUAAUGCAUUGCAUAAAUUCGUGAUACAGAUUAGGAUGCAGCAACCGAAAGCAGGAAAAAACUGAGUAGAAAUGUUAUUUAAUUCCAAUAUACAGCCCAGUAUUAAAAAUGGGAAGCUUUCUAUGCUCAAAGCAAGUUGAAAAAUGUUGUUAUGCGUCAUGAAAUGAAACGAGACAGAAACGAAAUUUGUUGGGCUGUAAAUAGUGAUGUGAAGACGCCGUAGUUAUAGCCCCUGCACACUUUCAUCGAUUCAAGAAACAUUUACUACCAUUUUGGUAACGAAACAAAUUGAAAUAGUAGUUUAUUUUUUGACUAAAAGUUUGCUGCUGUAAUACUACCAACUCAAUAAUUCGCUAAUAAAUAUUCCCAAAUAAUAAAUGUACAAAUCUAUCGUUUUAAGAUUUAUGUUAUUAACGUAAGUAAUAUUGCAGAGAAAAUGUUGAAAAUAUUUCUUUAAAAAUAGUAUACUAAGUUAUGACUAAUAAUAAUCACUCAGUGAGGAAUGAACAUGAUCUGUGCUAUAGUACACAUUUUGACGGACAUCAUAGCAAAGCAAAUUGAUCGCUCAGUGCGGAAAAAAUCGCUGAUAGUACGGAGCGAAUGUUCGCGAUACAGAUUGUUGCUAAAUAUGGUGAAAAUUCCGUAAUUCAUGUUGCAUUUGAGCGUUACCAACAGAAGCGCCAUGUAGUGACAGCCCGCUGGCGUUCUCACGGAGUUGCCAGCGUACUGUUAUACGUACAAUCAUUUAGUGGUAUAUGCCUGUGUAUGAGCUUUCCCGAACAAGUUCAUCGGAUGACAUGAGCUGCAACUUAAUGGUUCAGUUGAUAUGUUUUACUUUCGUUUAGUUAUUGCAUUCUGAAAAGCAUUUUGUUGUGUAUUUUUUGCUAAGCAUUUCAAUUAAAGUUGUUUAUCACAUUUCGUUUUUUGCCGGUUAGUUUUAUCCGAAAAGCAUUGGAACGUAUCUUCAAUUUUUUUUCAAUUAUUUUAAAUUACAUUCUGUCAAAUUCUAAAACAUUCCAGUCUUGUAAGUUUCUGCGAAAGCAUCCUGUAUUGAAUAUUUGUUUGAACAGAACAGAUUUAGCGUGUUACACUUACACAUACCUCUUUAUUGUAGCAUCGCCCAAUACAAGGAUAGAAGUAUCUCGAAGCAAAGAGUUUUUUCAGUUAUUUCAUUACAUUCGAAGUUGCAAUCCUACAGUUAACAUUUUCGCCAACAAUUUUUGGUCCUUCAAGCAUCAGAUAGUAUUGAAUCACGAUGGAACGUUUGAUUGCACGUCGAAAUGCCUUGCUAACGCAGUUAAGAUGGGAGCGCAUGGAAACUAACAAACUUCACGAGAGGAACGCAUCCCUCAGGGAAGCCAAAGAUCGGCUUGGGCAGCUAAGGUUGCUAAGGUUGCUGGGAGCUUUCGCCGUACACAGCGAGAAAUCGAAGAAAAUCAACCCGAACCAGAUGCCGUCGCAUCGGUACAUAAUAAUCGAGAGGAAUUCACUGCGCAAUAUUAUCAGGCGAAAAGUAGUUUGGAAGGAGCAUGAACUAGAAAUGAAUUCGGUGGCUAGUGACAGGACGGUUGUUGAUACAUGUGAAGACCUGAAGGAGGCCAUGAAGCUGUUGAUUGAAGCGCAGCGAGCGACGCAGCUAAGUCAGUCAGCUACAAACAACAAUAUAAACCAAUUGUCAGGACGCUUAGUGAAUGAUCCCACUGGAGUAGAACAGAUAUCGAAUCGUUCACCUUUUUCAAAAGUUAGGCUUCCACCGACAAAUGUACCCACGUUUAAUGGAGAAAGGAAGCACUGGAUAUCGUUUAGAGACAUAUAUGAAACCACAAUUAAUCCGCGAAAUGAUCUCAAAGAUUCUCAUAAAAUGCAAUAUUUGAUGUCGUAUCACGAAAAACAUGCACGGCGUUUGGUAAGUUCUUUUGCCAUUCCGGAUGCUAACAACGGUGAAGCAUGGACAACUUCUACGAUAAGAACAAAAUACGAAAUACUCAGUGUUCGUCCUAGUUCGUGAGUUUGUGGACCAGCCAUCCAUAAUUUCUGCCACCUCCAGCAACCACCACAUCGGAUGAGAUUAUUCUUCAACUAAACGCACUUGGUGAUGUGUACAACACUCGUGACCAAUGGCUGAUAUAUUUUAUUUUUGAGAAACUAGACAAGGGUACUCGUUCUUUGUGGGCGCAAAAAAUUGUUGAUAUAGAGUACCCAUCAUUUAACGAAUUUUUAAAGUUUCUGGAUGAUCGUUGUGAUGCUUUGGAAAGAUGUACGGUGUAUACUAAGAAGUCUGAUAUUGAUAGUGUAGAAAAGAAAAAUUUCGGCCGUUUCAUUCGUUACAAACAUCGACGGUUGCAGAAAAGUGCGUGAAAGGCUUCAGUGAGCAUCCAAUAUUCCAAUGUGAAGAAUUUAAAAAAAUGGAUUUGCAAGGGAAACAUGAGCUUGUACAAAAAGCGCGGUUGUGUUAUAAUUGUUUGCGGUCAUCGCACAAUGUACUUUACAUCUUUACAUCUAGCUUUUCAAAGUCAGUAUAUGACAUAUUGAACGCAAAUCGCAAAAAGCGACAUCAUACGCUUUUAUGUCGUUUUAUUGUCGAUCAUUAACGUCCAGAUGACAAUAAUGAAGCGAAACCGCUUACAGAAGAAACAGAACCUAUAAUCAAUACCUUAAUGGCUCAGGGGCCAAUAGAUGUUAAAUAGGUGCUGAUAUUGCCAACAGCAGUUAUCCAUGUACGAAACGCUCAUGGUAUUCUGGGAAACGCUCGAGCGUUGCUAGAUUCGGGAUUCGAAGCUUCAUUGAUUACGGAAUGUUGUGUGACUAUCUCGGUUUGCAACGUACCAAUGGAAAGUUUGUAGUUUCUGGUCUUGAGCAGCAACAAACUGGAACUACAUAGAGCAUCGUUAAACUUGCAUUAACCAACCGAUUCAGUGACAUGGUUCUUUUGCAAACGAAUGCUUUCGUAAUGGAAAACACUACCGGUUUAAAGUUUGAAGUCAGCGCACAUCUCUUAGACAAGCGAGUACAGGAGAAUUUGGCUGAUCCGGGUUCCAACCACCCAGGACCAAUAGACAUAAUUUUAGGAUCAGAUGUUUUUCUUGUUGUGUUACUUGUCAACGACAACUGUGGGUUUCCCAUAGCGCACAGCACCAUAUUUGAAUGGAUUAUGUCUGGAAAUCACGCAAUUUACACUCCUGGAACUAAUGCCAAUCAUUCAGUAAUAAAUAUAUCAACCGUACUUCACAGAAACUCUGGCACUCUCGCGAGCCAAGUCAGGACGUUUCAUGGUAAGACUUCCUUGCGAUGAUUCGAAACCAGUUUCAGGAAAAUUGCCCCUGCAGCUCUCAAGCGGCUGUUGGCAACGGAGUGGCGUUUUCAUACAGAUUCAGAGUUUGCGAAGCAGUAUUAAGAAUUUCUUACCGAGUAUCUAGCAUUAGGACAUAUGAAAGAAAUCUCAAUGAGUGAAGUGGAUAUAAAGGACAGCGCAUCUAGUGCGUCAUCAACCGGAAUGGUUCCAAAUGACCGAUUUUUGGCGGGACCCAACGUCAACCAAGAUUUGUUUGCGGGUUUUCAACGAUUUCGCGCUAACAAGGUGGCCUCUGCAGCGGACGUUGAGAAAAUGUAUCGUCAAGUGUUCAACAUAUUGUGUGGAGAAGCAAUCCUGAGGAACCAAUUUAGCACUAUCCCUUGUGCACGGUUACGUAUGGAACGAAGUCUGCGCUAUUCCUGACAAUUAGUAUGUUGAUGAUUUUCUUUCUGGAGCAAAAACCAUCGAAGAAGCACGGAGUCGAAAAAUCAGGCAACGGAGAUUCUGCAUUCGGUAGGUUCUAAUUUACGUAAAUGGACUACAAUCUGUACUGAGCUACUUUGUGACGAAGCAGAAGGCCCACAAUCUGUUUCAUCUGUUUCAAUUUCACGUCCCUCCCUCCAGUAAUAGAAUCAAUGUGGACAGACAUUUUGCAACAGCUUUACAAUACCGAACAAGUUCGUAUUGCGCGGUUUGCAGCUAACUACAAUAAGAAAAUGGAAUCAAAUUUAAUUAGAUUAGGUAAUUCGAUUCGAAAAGUAUGUUGUUUUAUUUUUUCCUCCAACAAACAUGAAUGAACAUAAAUUGGGAGGCAUGACAACAAGAAGGUGUACACACGGCGGAGCUGAAGACGGCGCAAUUGUGCCUUCCGUGUAGACGAGUGGAAGGUGGUAGCACAACAGCAGAUACUUACGAAGAGAUCUCUACGAUCCUAUCGCAAAUAGAGGCAUGUCUAAAUUGUAGACCGCUUUGUCCUCUAUCUAUAGACCCGACAGUUAUGAAGCCUUAACCCCGGGACAUUUUUCAAUAGGACAAGCACUCAACCUGAUCCCAGAAUCAUACUGGACGUUUCAAGGCGGGGGAGAUUCUUUGAGUAGAAUAAAAAAAAGGCUCGAAGCAAAUCAUGAAAAGGACAAUAAAUUUUGUUUGACUUAAAUACGGGUUUUUUCAGUUAUUUCUUUACAUCCGAAGUUGCAAUCCUACAGUUAACAUUUUCGCCAACAAUAUUUUUUUCGCAAAAAAUUCUACAGUAUCAUGAUAAAAAUAUAAACUGUAUAUUCUAAAAAAAGCUUUUUUGCUAUGCCUGAACUUUCCAUAGAAAACUUUAGCUAUACUUUAAAAUAAGACGAAGAGUUACUCAUCGAGAGUCCUUUUGUUUUGUUUCUUGUAUUUGAAAUUAGAAAAGAAUUGAAAAAUUGCAAAUUUUCAGUUGUUAAGUAAAAUUAUAAUAUAUUUUGAAACUCGAAGUAUGUCAUAACAUGAGAAAGGCCGUACCUAGAAAGACAGUUUAUGUGAAAUAACACAUUUAAACACGACAAAACGAGUUCCGUAAAAACUUAAUAUAAAUUUUAAAUUCCCAUGGUUUUGUGCAUUUGCCAAUCGACUUCACUCAAUCCACCCCUCGAUUCAUUAUAUGACAACGAACUAUCGUACUAUCUACAUUUAGGCGCAUUAUACGUAGCAGCAGCAAAUCUGGGCAUUGACACCUUUAUUGUAUCUUUAAGUUGUUAGUGAUUCAAGCCAGAAUUUGGGAGCCAGUCUUCAAUUUCUUCGAAACACUGCCCCUAAUCCUUGCUAUUAUCCUUAAUACUGAUAGAAAUUACUCGACAGUUUGUUGUUUUGAUACAGAGUAUACUCACCCAUUUGAUGCCGGAAAACUAUUAUUUGUUAAGAACAAUCUCGCGUAACCUCAGUCACAGGCAAAUACUGUUAGAAUUACUAUCACCAAAACAGAUCUUCGAAGUACCACCAUACUCUUUAGUUUGCUAUUUGCUCAGCGGCGGCAUUAUACUGGAACAAAAGAAAAACACAAUUAGAAACUGCAGCAAACGCUGGACUUAAUCCAACAAACAAAAUAAAAAUAACAAUUAUUAAGUCUCAAAAUUUAUAUUUAGAGAAAGAAAUGUAAGGUAAAAAAACUUAUAAACGAUAUAUUUUUGGAUACUUAAGGGAAAAUGUAGAGAGAAGAAACUGAAAAAAUAUGUGCCUCGCCUUUGGCUAUUUUGUAAAAAAAAAGUAAAAAAUUAGUUUUAACGUCAUGUUAGUGAAAAAGAUAUGUAAAAAAUCCAUAAAAACGGUGAAAUUUUUGGAGCUUUAAUGACUUGAAAUUAUAAUUGUGAACAGACUACUCCGAGAUAGACCUGUACGACCGCUGGGCAAAUAGCAAAGGACUCGAGUGCAACCGUAAAUUGCGGAUACUUUCAGUUGAUACCAUUGUGGGUACAGUUGAACAGCAUCCUAGUUAUGAUUGAAUUAGAUGCUAAUAACAGUAACAGAAAAACGACUACGGCCGUUUCAAUCUGCUUAUCAUCAUUUUCAGAGGUCCAUUGAGAAUAUGGUUGAUACUCACAGUGCAUUGUAUGCUAGGCGUUUCGUUUAGUUUAACAGUCAUUUAGUCCGUAAACGAACAAAAAAGUCGCCAGGAAUAUACAGGCGAACCUGUAUUUUUUUAGUUUUUCGUAUAUAGACUGUACUUAUGGUACUGACAUAUCUAUACUGUAGCGAUUAAUUGUACUGAUCGGAUGAGAAAGCACAAAUGUAAGACAAAUAGAUUGCAAUGUAAAGUAACGCGCGAAAUAUUAGAAAACAAUGAACCCACGGUUCACAUGUCGACAAUGACUGGUUAUUACAGAGAGCUAGAACUGAAAUGGCAAACCGUAUAAUACGACUGAAGUAUGCUGAACACAUGUGUAUAAACAAACAUUAAAUCCACAAAACAGCUCCACAAGGAGGGAAUAAUAAAGCAGUGAAAAAGUA
This is a messenger RNA of Wyeomyia smithii (pitcher-plant mosquito), 9222 nucleotides long. Its product is annotated as protein FAM117B-like. NCBI's taxonomy places the organism in Eukaryota, Metazoa, Arthropoda, Insecta, Diptera, Culicidae. The transcript is spliced from 5 exons. Bases 291 to 1481 code for a protein of 396 amino acids. The record is from RefSeq and is a predicted model, not a curated record.